Talaromyces stipitatus ATCC 10500 is the source of this 1347-nucleotide messenger RNA. RefSeq lists its product as uncharacterized. The transcript is spliced from 2 exons. NCBI's taxonomy places the organism in Eukaryota, Fungi, Ascomycota, Eurotiomycetes, Eurotiales, Trichocomaceae. Gene Ontology annotation, biological process: protein import into nucleus. Gene Ontology annotation, molecular function: guanyl-nucleotide exchange factor activity; small GTPase binding. Gene Ontology annotation, cellular component: nucleus. The record is from RefSeq and is a predicted model, not a curated record. The coding region runs from base 1 to 1347 and encodes 448 amino acids.
AUGCAAUCGUCGGAUGGUCCCUCAGCUUGGGACUUCACUGCGGUGAUUGAUCUCGUGUAUACCCCGACCAGACCUCAGACGAAUCCAACUCGGGGGUCUCCGGAUCCUUCCCUAUCUGACAAUGAGGCAGAUGUUUUGCGGCAAAACCCCCGAGAUCAUGGCCUCGGUGAUUUCACCGCACUAUGGGACUUUUUGCAUCCGCCCGCAGUAAACGGCAAAAAUGCUCCGAUUACGCCUAAGAGACAAUCGCUGGAUAAGACCUAUCCAUCUCCAUCCAAACCGAUAUCGAUAUUAAAACGACCUAGCAAGGCUAUUACACAAGAUAGUUCCACCGCAUCUGGUGCCCUAUCAGACUCUACAACCGAAUCUGAUGGUGAUGCCAGCGUGUUCGACUCCACUGUUUCGUCCAAGUCAGCCUUGUCACUCAUCCCAUCUCAGGUCGCUCGCACCGCUAAAAGUCAACCGCUAUUAACGCCACCCUCCUCUUGCGAAGAGGACAGCACAUUAUCAGCUUACACACCAAAGGCUAAGAAGUUGCCCACCUCUCGCUACAAAUCUGCAGUAGAACGCAAAGCAGAGCUAAUCUCUAAACUGAGCAAACAAUUCCCGGAUUUCACAAUCAGUCCGCCAUCCAUCUUUAAUGCUCCAAAGCAGUCACCCGCUGUUCAUAUUUUUGUUGAUGCAUCGAAUAUUUCCAUUGGUCUCCAUGACAGUUACAAGAUCCAACACAAUAUUCCUGUCACCACGCAUAUCAAACGGUUGCCAUUGUCUUUUCACAAUUUUUCACUUAUCCUCGAACGCGGCCGGCCUGUAGCCAAAAAGGUACUUGCAGGCUCCGACCGAUUCCCCGCUAUCAACGAAGCCGAAAAACUCGGUUAUGAGGUCAACAUCCUCAGCCGCGUUCACAAAGCAAAAGAAUACACCCCUCGACAACUCAAAUUCCGCAAUGCCCUUGACCCCGGGACGAGCCCUGAAAUGGGCCCUUCGCCUUCUGAAAGAUGGGUAGAACAGUGUGUAGACGAAAUUCUACACCUGAAAAUGCUGGAAAGUCUGAUUGAUUCGGAUGAACCGGCAACCAUUGUCCUUGCCACUGGGGAUGCAGCGGAAGCUGAGUAUUCAGGCGGAUUUCUGAGAAUGGUCGAACGGGCAUUGCAGAAAGGUUGGAGUGUCGAGUUGGUUAGCUUUGCGAUGAAUACUAGUUUUGCCUAUAAACGGAAGGAAUUCCGUGCGAAAUGGGGGAAACGGUUUCGAAUGAUUAAUCUGGAGGACUAUGUUGAGGAGAUGCUUGAUAUGACUGUCACUGAUGUCUUCGGUCGAAGAGAGAAGAUGAAGGAGUUUGAGAUAUGA